Molecule: messenger RNA, 1533 nt
Organism: Dioszegia hungarica
Lineage: Eukaryota; Fungi; Basidiomycota; Tremellomycetes; Tremellales; Bulleribasidiaceae
Product: putative high-affinity nicotinic acid transporter
Exons: 7
Coding region: 1-1533 (510 amino acids)
Biological process (GO): transmembrane transport
Cellular component (GO): membrane
Molecular function (GO): transmembrane transporter activity
Source: RefSeq, a predicted model, not a curated record
AUGGUCCUCCUAUUCGUCUCUCCUCACUCUACCUACAUACUGCAGAUGAUGAUCAGAGGCCAGGACGAAGAUGCCCAGGACAAGCCCGCCGUGGUCACUGGCGAUGACGACGUCGCAGUCCCCGCGAGACGCAUCGAUCCGGCACUCGAAAGAAAACUCUUACUGAAGCUUGACCUCACGAUACUUCCAGUUCUGACCGGUCUAUUCUUCUUCAUCGGUCUCGAGAGCAUGAGUCUCGCGAACGCCAAAACUGUCGGUAUCGAUGUGGAUCUGGGUCUUGUGGGCAAUCAGUACUAUCUGGUCAUCAUGCUGGGAUACAUUCCGCUAUGCCUCUCUGGAGCUCCUUUGGCUAUGUUGACUCGCUACCUUCCCGCGCCCCAGCUUGCCUCGCUCGUCAUGCUCAUCUCUGGCAUCCUCGGAAUCUGUACUGCCUACGCCCACUCGUUCGCCGGCCUUCUCACAAUCCGCUUGCUUCUCAAUCUGGCCGGCGGACCGCUCAUGCCGCUGAUCAUCUCGUACCUCUCGGAAUUCUACGCCCGGGGAGACCUAUCGAAGCGGUUGGGUAUCUGGUACUCGGCUCUGCCGAUCGCCGGUUGUGUGGCGGGAGUCCUGAGCUGGGGAGUGUUCAGCAUUCAGAGCAGCUCACUGAAGGGGUGGCAAAUCUUGUUUCUCAUCGAAGGAUCGGCGUGUACCGCUUUCGCUAUGUUUGCCUAUAUCUAUCUCCCAGCCACGCCCUAUACUUGGCGAUUCCUGUCGCAGGGCGAGAAGGACAUGCUGCGCGCCAUGCUUCUAAUGGAUGGGACACACGACGUGGAGGAGGUGAUCGCCUGGAAGGAUGCAUACCUUCCCUUCAUCCAGGACUGGCGAUACCUCGUAUGGGCCGUUCUCUCAUUCGGCUGCGGCGUUCCUCUCGCAUCUGCGCUCAACUUCAUUCCCCAACUCACUCGUCGCCUCGGCUAUGGAACCCUGACGACCAACCUCCUCACAGCUGGCCCCUUCUUCCUCAACGUGGUCUGCUCCAUCCUCCUCUCCCUCAGCUCGAACCACUUUCGCGAGCGGUCCUACCACCUCACUCUUCCCCUCGCCGUGACCUCGAUCGGCUUCAUCCUCCUCUCCGCGCUCCCUACCUCCGCCCGAGCUGCAGGCUACUUCUCCACCUUUCUCAUCUGCGCAGGCGCUACCUGCCCGUCGCCCCUCUUCACUGUCUGGUACUCGAACAACACCAUCUCGCAAACGCACCGCAUCGUCCUCGCCGCAGUCAUGGUGGCGGUCGGUAACUCGGCGGGCCUGUUGACGGGCAACAUCUACAUGGCGCGGGAAGAGGAGAGGGGCUACCCGACCGCCACGAUCACUACGGCUGUGAUUGGCGGAGCGACAGCGGUGGGUGUAUUGCUCUUUGGCAGCUACAUGCGGAAGGAGAACAGUGGGCGGAACGAGAGGCAGGGGAAGCCGAGGGGGUGGGGAAGCAAAGACGUGCCGACGCUUCUGCUUGAGAAGGGGCAUAGGGCGGAAGAGUAUCGGUACAUGGACUAG